Sphaeramia orbicularis (orbiculate cardinalfish) is the source of this 5219-nucleotide messenger RNA. RefSeq names its product pyruvate dehydrogenase phosphatase regulatory subunit (gene pdpr). The transcript is spliced from 18 exons. The coding region runs from base 147 to 2825 and encodes 892 amino acids. Gene Ontology annotation, cellular component: mitochondrion. Gene Ontology annotation, molecular function: protein binding. NCBI's taxonomy places the organism in Eukaryota, Metazoa, Chordata, Actinopteri, Kurtiformes, Apogonidae. The record is from RefSeq and is a predicted model, not a curated record.
AAGUGCUCAUUGUCAAUGCUGCUGGCUAACAUGUCACAGUGACAACUGCACCCAAACAAGAGUUUAUAAGAUAUCAGCUAGUUCUCUGUUUACAAUUUGCUCUUAAUUCUAAAACAUCUGACUUGAACUGAAUCGAAAACACAGCUAUGUGCAGCUGUGUGCGGAGCUCCAGGGCUCUGUCCCCUGUCCUGCUCCCCAGGCUGCUGCCUCCACAGACCGGCUACAGACUGGCUGGCAGGGGUCUCUGGACCUCCCCCCACCUCUUCACUGUCAGUGGAGACUCCCAGCUGCUCCCACUGCCUGGCCAGGCCCGUGUGGUGAUCUGUGGAGGAGGUAUUGUGGGCACAUCAGUGGCUUACCAUCUGGCCAAGUUAGGAUGGACUGAUAUAGUGCUGCUGGAGCAGGGCAGACUUGGUGCAGGUACGACCAGACUGUGUGCUGGCAUUGUCAGCGUCGCUAAGCCAAUCUCCAUUGAGUGUAAAAUGGCCAACUAUUCCAACACGCUUUAUGAACAGCUGGAGGGAGAAACUGGUGUUAAAACAGGUUAUGUGAAGACAGGCUCUUUGUGUCUGGCCCAAAAUCAAGAUCGCUUUAUCUCUCUAAAGCGCUUAGCAUCCAGGCUAAAAGUAAUGGGGAUCAGCUGUAACAUCGUUAAGCCUAAAGAUAUAGCUAAACUACAUCCUCUUGUUAACAUUCAUGACCUGGUGGGGGCGCUCCAUCUGCCUGGGGAUGCUGUGGUAUCUCCGCCAGAUGUUAACCACGCCCUAGCUGUUGGUGCAGCUGGUCAAGGGGUUCAGAUUCUAGAACGAACCACUGUCCAGCAGGUUCUGGUAGAGAAAGGGCACGUGAUGGCCGUUGAAACAGACCGUGGCUCCAUUGAGUGUGAAUAUUUUGUCAACUGUGCUGGACAGUGGGCUUAUGAGCUGGGCCAGGCUAGUGAGAUGAAGGUGUCGGUUCCUCUUCAUGGCUGCGAACACUUCUACCUCCUGACCAAACCUCUACAAGAGGCAGUUCCACCCAGCACACCAGUGGUGAUUGACAUGGACGGCAGAAUAUAUGCACGGCAGUGGCAUGGGGGCUUUCUGUCGGGGGGCUUUGAGAAAAACCCUAAACCCAUCUUCACUGAGGGUCGGAACCAGCUGGAGAUCCAGAACAUGCAGGAGGACUGGGACCACUUUGAGCCCAUGCUCACUUCAUUGCUGAGGAGAAUGCCAAGUUUGGAGUCAGCUGAGAUCCAUCAGCUGGUCAACUGUCCAGAGUCCUUCACCCCUGAUAUGCGCUGUCUGAUGGGAGAAACACCGGGUGUUUCUGGCUACUAUGUGCUGGCAGGAAUGAACUCCUCUGGCCUGGCCUUUGCUGGAGGAGCUGGAAAGUACCUGGCAGAAUGGAUGACGUAUGGGUACCCCACUGCCAAUGUCUGGCCACUAGACGUCAAACGAUUUGGUAAUCUACAGAGCAGCCGAACCUUCCUGCGACACCGUGUAAUGGAAGUUAUGCCUCUGCUGUAUGAACUGAAGGUCCCCCGAUGGGACUUUCAGACUGGACGGCAGCUGAGGACCAGCCCUCUAUAUGAUCGUCUGGACACCCAGGGGGCUCGCUGGAUGGAGAAACAUGGUUUUGAGAGACCCAAGUACUUUGUUCCUCCAGGGAAAGACCUGCUCUCUCUGGACCAGAGUAAAACCUUCUACAAGCCAGAUUGGUUUGACAUUGUUGGAGCAGAAGUGAAAUGCUGCAAAGAGGCUGUCUGUGUCAUCGACAUGUCCUCUUUUACCAAGUUUGAACUCACAUCAACAGGAGACCAGGCCCUUGAACUGCUGCAACAUCUGUGUGCAAAUGACCUCGAUGUUCCGGUCGGACACAUCAUCCACACUGGCAUGUUGAACGAAAGGGGAGGCUAUGAGAACGACUGCAGCGUGGUCCGUCUAAGCAAGAACAGCUUUUUCAUUGUGUCUCCAACAGACCAGCAGGUUCAUUGUUGGUCUUGGAUAAAGAAACACAUGCCCAGUGAUCCACACCUCCACCUAGAGGAUGUCAGCUGGAAGUACACAGCUUUAAAUCUGAUUGGUCCUCGUGCAAUGGAUGUUCUGGCUGAGUUGUCAUAUGUUUCCAUGACACCUGACCACUUCCCAUCCAUGUUCUGUAAGGAGAUGAGUGUGGGUUACGCCAAUGGGAUCAGAGUAAUGAGUAUGACUCACACAGGAGAGCCAGGGUUUAUGCUCUACAUCCCUAUAGAGUAUGCUCUGCAUGUGUACAAUGAGGUGAUGUCAGUGGGUCAGAAGUAUGGGAUUCGUAAUGCAGGGUACUACGCUUUACGCAGUCUGCGCAUAGAGAAAUUCUUUGCCUUCUGGGGCCAAGACCUUGAUGCCUUCACUACCCCGCUGGAGUGUGGACGUGAGUUCAGGGUAAAGUUUGAUAAGGACACAGAUUUCCUUGGUCGUGAAGCCUUGCUGCAGCAGCGUCAGGACGGCGUGACUCGGAGGUUUGUUAUGCUGGUUCUAGAGGACCAUGACACUGAGCUGGACCUGUGGCCAUGGUGGGGUGAACCCAUCUACCGUAAUGGUCAGCUGGCUGGUACGACCACCAGCAGCGCCUACAGCUACACCCUGGAGCGCCAUGUGUGUCUGGGCUUUGUAUCUCCACCGCCAGGCCCAGAGGGGCUGCCGACACCCAUCACUCCAGACUUCAUCAACCGUGGGGACUAUGAGGUGGACAUUGCUGGCCAGCGCUACCCAGCUAAAGCCAAACUGUACCCCUUCAGCUCCCUGUUCACCCAACAGAAGCGCCGCAAGGAUGACCUGGAGCUCAGCAACCUACAGGGGAAGUGAUGUGGAGUUUUGGAAGGCUUCACUUUUGCCUCAUAUAGAGGCUUCUGAGACACUCCAGUUCACCAAAUCCUCUCCAGCACUUUCCUCACAGUGCCAACCCGUGCUCCCUUUUCUAGGUCCCAGACAGAGGGCUGAUUGUACAAUCACUCCAUAUCUUUGACUUGCACACUGCAUCUCCCUCUUUCAAAGUGCAAUAUUAAAGGAGGCACCAAAUACUUGAUCUGUAUCAAACACAGUGCUCCCAUGUUACCAGAUUCAGCCCUUUCCUGCUUCACUCUCAUAUACUCGAAUGGCUGCCUCACUGGGUUUAAGUGCCUUUGUUAAGGCAACAUCAGCAUUAGCUGUCAAGGACUCUGGUCUUUAUUCUCUCUCUCCCCCCCCCAUUCAGAAGGGAUUUGAAACGACAAUCUCAAGUUGAAUGGACACUCUAAAGUUUCAGCACUGCACAGACACUGAAAAGUCCAAAAUGACUUUCAUUCUGUGCUGAUGUGACAUUGCCUAAAGAGUGAAUUUGUUGACUUUCAGAGUUCACUUUUCUGAGACAGGUCCUUGAAUGGAAACUUACUAUCUUGGAAUUCAGGUCAUUUUUUUAAGAUCUGAGGAGUAGUGGUCAAAUAAAAAUAUUCAUCAGUUUGUUCAGCUUCCAGGCAGGUUAUGACCAAAUUUUAAGGUACUUUUGGCAGCUUAUUGGUGGUCUACAACUUGGUCCUGUUAUUUUUGUGAAACCUUAAUGAACCUCUCCUACAUUUUCCAUGUGGAGCUUUUACAACCAAGAUAUAUGGACUAAAAUCUGAAAACACAAAUGAUGAAACUGCAGGGUAAAUCUGAGCCAAAGGGGGUGAUGCGAAUGCUUGACUGAAGGGACACACCCGAUAAAUCUGUGUCCAGGCACAGAUUAGUAAAUUAUUAUUUAACAGCAGUAAUAAGAAUGAGUUGAGAAUUGGGAGAUUCCAUGAUUUUCCUGCUUGUAAUCAACAUGUGGAUACAUCUUUCCAUACUCAUGGUUAGUCAUUUUGGAUUGAUCAUUCUGAGGUUUUGGUCCAUGAAUUGUGACAGAAAAUGCUGCAUAUGACAAAUCUAGGGUAUGCAACUGCGUAUGUGCAUCAUUUCAGAAAAAAACUAGACUGUUGUAGAGCUCUAAUAUGCUCCAUCACAUGCUUACAAUAGAUACGUGGAACUAAGCUAUAGAUUUGACAUAAGGAUUUGAAAUUACUGCAGACAAAAGUGCGUAAAAGUUUGGGUAUCACCUGGUUAAUCUGAAAUAAAGUUGGAUGAUUAUUUCUGGUUGACCACUACUAAAAAGUUGGAAAGUAUGGCUAAUUCUCAGGUAAUAUGUUUCCAGCAGUUGGGCCUGUCUUAGACAACAUGGCUGGUAUCAUAGUACACGUUGUAAAUUUGUUGCUGUGAGUGAUGUGAUGUGUAGAGUGGUGUGGCCUGAUUCAGAUUUACUGUCCGCUACAUUACACAUAACAGUGAAUGAACAUAUCCUUCUCAGAUGAGGAGAAAGGCAUGGACAAACAUCCUGGUGUCACAUGUUAGUAAACAGUUAAGUAUCCUGAUAGAGUAUAACCUGUCUUGUUUAAAAAGCAACAAAAAAAAAGCUUCCCAGUUUUCCUAAUGCCUCAAAGGGAAAAAUAACAAAACUCUUUGACGAUGUUUCCAUGGACAGUCAGCUGUUCCGAUGUUAUUUUGCUGUGUCCAGCUCGUGGUAAUGUUCGUAUGGUAAUAUAUCUGAAACUCUUAUUUAUGUUUUGUGUUUUUUUCCGAAGCAGCGUUGUCGUUUUAAUGCUGAGGUCUUAUUUUGUUGAUGUUUGGUUGAAUGUGUGGCCAUUGAGAGACAGUAGAAUGGUUGGUGUGUUGGCUGAAGUCUACACUAUCGUACAGGGGUGAUUUGAUUUGUUGUUUUGUUUUUUUUUCCCCGAUCAGAGUUGAGAUGUCUGUAAGAAAAGAAAGGGAGAAGUUCGUUGAGAUUUGAAAUAAAGCAAUGUAUUUUUGUAACUAGUGUGUAUGAGAUCUAUUUUCAGUACUGCACAUAGUCAAGUUUCUAUAUCAAGUUUUAAGUUAUAUCGAACUAUCUAUGCUUUGAUCAGCUGCAGUUAUCUGCAGUGGUGUGACAGUUGUCUUCAUGUGCAUUUGAGGUUGGACUGGAGGUGUAGUCGAGAUGUUGUCUUAUUGUUUUGUCGCACAUCAGUUAAGUCUGUCUUUGGUACAUCCGCUGUGUUUCCGAGUAUGAGCAGGUUUUGUGUCUGAAACUAAAACAUCACCGCACUCACCUUAACCUGAAAUCUGACAGUUUGCAGCUACAUGAGACAUUAAAGUGUACCUGUACUGGUCAUAAUUGACAUUAAUUGUAAUUUGUGUGUUACUUAUAAGCAAGAGAAGCACAAAUUCAGU